GCGUCGUCGCGUUCCGCUGGACUGGCGCGCGCGACAUCACCGCCGACAGCUGCCGCCGUCGCUACACCGUCGGAUAGCGAGCGCGCCCUAGUCGGCGAGUGAGAGCGCACGCACACAGAUCCUCAACCAGAGCAGAGCAGCUGCGGAGCUUCGAGCGAGCGCCACACCGGAACGGCCCGACAUGGCAGCUCUCGCCGGAUCACCGCCGUCGGCCGCCAAUCGCUUUGUAGCCGUCGCGCUCUUGGCUAUCGUGCACCACGCUGCAGCAGCGGCCGACAGCUACGACGCCUACAUUGCUACCCUUUCAAAUGUGUCAGCCUUGAUAAGAGACGAAUCAGUGGCUCUUGCCUUUAUAGAGGGCUUGAACGACCCAUUCACAACAAUCAACAAUGUGGACUCAAGUUCUCAGUGGGAUUAUGCAAGCAAUAUCAGCGAGUACAAUCAAAACAAAUCGAAUGAGGUCUCUACCGAAGUCUCCAAACUUGAGCGUGAGUUUGGAAUUACGGCAAAGCGUUUUGACUGGCAAAAUUUCAAAAAUAAUUCGCUCAAACGAAUAUUCAGGCACGUCGCUACCAUAGGACUUGCUGCGCUUCCCGAUGACAAGCUAGAGAACGCAACCAGUCUUAGCUCGAAGAUGGCCGCCAUCUACGGGUCGACCAAGGUGACCGUUGGCACGGAAAAGGACCUUCCCUUGGAUCCCGACCUGACGCGAAUUAUGAAGGAAGUCGGCAACUACGAAAAACUACUUGAAACUUGGCUGGCAUGGCACAACGCUGUAGGUCCUGCUGUAAAAGAGUACUUUAUUCCGUACAUCACGCUAUCCAACGAAGCCGCCUCUCUAGAUGGUUAUGACAACCUCAAGAGCGCCUGGCUCAGCGAUUAUGAGACAGAAAACAUGACAGAAAUAGUAGAUAAACUUUGGGAAGAGCUCUCUCCUCUGUACAAAAAGCUGCACGCGUAUGUGCGGAUGAGGCUCAGGGAGAUCUAUCCAGGACGCCUGCCUGAGGACGGCACCAUACCAGCCCAUCUCUUGGGAAAUAUGUGGGCGCAAGAGUGGGGCACGCUUUACCCUCACCUCACUAAGGAAGAGAAACCCCUCGACAUCUCGAAGACAAUGGUGGAACAGAAAUGGAAUGCCACGAUGAUGUUCCACGCGGCUGAGGACUUCUUCGCGAGCUUAGGCCUUGACAAGAUGACGGACACGUUUUGGAAGAAGUCCAUCAUCACAAAGCCAAACGACAGAGACAUUCAGUGCCACGCGUCCGCAUGGAACAUGUAUGACGGCGACGAUUUCAGGAUCAAGAUGUGCACAGAGCCGAGCGCGGAGGACCUGCGGACUGUCCACCACGAGAUGGGACACGUCGAGUACUACAUGCUGUACAAGCAUCUGCAUGUCCUGCUGCGAGAGGGAGCCAACGAAGGUUUCCACGAAGCUGUCGGAGACCUGAUAGGCCUGUCGGUGGCCACAAAAUCGCAUUACGAGAAGCUGCACUUGAUGAAAUCAACGGAUAAAUACAAUUCCGUUGACAUCCUGCUUAUGUCGGCGCUGAACAAAAUUGCCUUCUUGCCAUUCGGGUACUUACUGGACAAGUGGCGUUGGACCAUCUUUACCGGGGAGACGCCGUUCGACAAGAUGAAUGAGAAAUUUUGGGAGUACAGGAUAAAAUACCAGGGCGUGUCACCUCCCAUUAAGCGCAACGAGUCCUUCUUCGAUGGUGGAGCCAAAUACCACGUAGCUCUUCAUGUUCCGUACCUGAGAUAUUUUGUGGCAUUCAUCCUUCAGUUCCAGUUCCACGAGCAUUUGUGCACUGUUACAAAGAAGAUUGACGACCAGCAUCCAUUCCAUGAAUGCGACAUUUACGGAGAGAAAGAGGCUGGUGACGUCCUCAAACGGGGACUGUCGCUGGGUCGUUCUAAGCCCUGGCCCGAUGUCCUGGAGAUCAUGGCUGGCACGAGGCAGAUGUCAGCCUCGUCCCUGAAGAAGUACUUCGCGCCACUAGAGAAAUGGCUCGACGAACGUAUCAGCAAGGAACAGAUCGGCUGGGACAAGGCCAACGUGCAAGACUACAUGGGUUCACCGUCAUUCGCCAACAAAGUCGACCUAUCAGCAGGAGCUGUUCUGGCAUCUAUUCUAGCCGUCUUGUUCUGCUUGAAGAACACCUCGUUAUGAUACACCAGACGCCGCAAGUCUAUCAUUGCCACAGAAGCAGAAUACGGCCCCCGAUAGCUCGCGUCGUUGCUAUCUCUCGCAGUGAUACCAUCGAAAGAGUAUCUUAUGAAGUUCAUUUUAUUAUUAUUUUCUUCUUGUUAGGAUUUCAGCCUUCAUUUUCAUUGCAUUGCACGAAAAGAAAGUUAAAACGCAACACAUUACUACACAGGUUUUCAACGCAUGCAUCUCGUUUUGAGAAUCGUACAUAUGUUGUUACUUCUAGUCGUUUUUCUUUUUGUUGUACUUCAUUAAUUUCCGCCAUCGCUAUAUUUGAAACCAUUUUCAAAGCAACCUCUUAUUCUGGCCAUCCGCAAGUUUUUUUUUUCUUUUUUGUCGAGGAACGCAGACUGGUAGCGAAAUAAGGAAUGAACCUCCUACUCGUAUAGACACUUUCUCAACUCUUUUUUUUCUUACCCUACUUAAAGCAUGUAUUCGAGAACGACAAAAAUAUCUCAUAUCAGCAGCACAGCUGUACUUGCGGUUUUUUCUUAACUUUUUUAUGAUGUAAGAGCUUUGCUACCUAUGCAACUUGUGUUUUAAACCUUGUAUAACCUAUUCUUGCGCAAUACGCAGUCUAACUGGGAAGUUUCUCUUGUAGUGCCUCUAUACAGCUAUCAUCACUUGUCCCUGAUAUCGUGAUAGAACGUACGAACGCGCGAAUGACUUCGCCGAUAACAAGGUUGACGUGCAAUAAGAAAAGACAAUUUGUUUAAUUCAGCAAGUAGGAUUUCAUUAUUACUAUGCUUCAGCCAUGAGCUGCAUAAAUGAACGCCGAUUGUAAAAAAAGUCAGGCCGUUCCGCUGCUAACUCACGACAAAAUGCAUAGUUCAAAGGAACGAUAAUGCUAUGCUUGAAGGCAUAGCGUUAUCAAAGGCUCUGUUAUAUUAGCUAUUGAGGAGUAUAUCUGCCCCACGAUUCUGCUUUCCAAUAAAUACGAACACGUUGUCCUGUCAAGCGUGAAUUCUGUCCAAUAAUUGCGUUUCUCACUAAAUACGAAUGCGUGUUCCUGCGAAGCAUGACAGAACUAACAAAAGGCUGCUUACGUAAAAGUUCACCGAGUACGCCAGUGUUUGAACAGGGUUUGUGUGAAGCUAGGCUAUGCUGUUAUGUUUCGUUUGCAGAACAAGUUCUCAGACAACCCUCCGCAAACAGACGUAAAUUUUUUAGGAAGAAAGCAAAGUACGCUAGCCAGUCUCUCACGUGUGCACAUAGGAAUGUUCAAAUUGUAGUAAAACAGUCUGUUUAAGGACGUCAUCAAAAAUGCACGUCGAUAUAAAAUGUACUAACUCUUGUGCAAUUAUUUCAUGAGCCUUUUCUGAACGCUGUUCUAUGACGUGUAGCUUUUUACUCAGCGUAGCUUUUUACUCGACUGCAAUGGCGUAAUUAGUUGAUUCUAAGGAACGUCAGACGAUUGAGUCACUACAUUUACGCAGCUGUUAGGCCCCGUACUUCUAUUUCUUGUACAAAGAGAACUGUAUAGGUAACAAAAAUUGUUUCCUUGUUAUUUUCUCCAGUACUUAAAUUAUUAUUUGCGUUGUAUUGGCUGAAUCAAAUCGAAAUAAAAAAGUUAUUAAAUUUGCAA
Messenger RNA from Dermacentor silvarum, 3791 nucleotides. Its product is annotated as angiotensin-converting enzyme. Gene Ontology annotation, biological process: proteolysis. The transcript is spliced from 15 exons. Lineage: Eukaryota; Metazoa; Arthropoda; Arachnida; Ixodida; Ixodidae. The record is from RefSeq and is a predicted model, not a curated record. Gene Ontology annotation, cellular component: plasma membrane. Gene Ontology annotation, molecular function: metallopeptidase activity; peptidyl-dipeptidase activity. The coding region runs from base 182 to 2170 and encodes 662 amino acids.